Rattus rattus (black rat) is the source of this 2596-nucleotide messenger RNA. RefSeq names its product matrix metallopeptidase 13 (gene Mmp13). Gene Ontology annotation, biological process: proteolysis; collagen catabolic process; extracellular matrix organization. The transcript is spliced from 10 exons. Gene Ontology annotation, cellular component: extracellular matrix. The record is from RefSeq and is a predicted model, not a curated record. The coding region runs from base 5 to 1423 and encodes 472 amino acids. NCBI's taxonomy places the organism in Eukaryota, Metazoa, Chordata, Mammalia, Rodentia, Muridae. Gene Ontology annotation, molecular function: zinc ion binding; metalloendopeptidase activity.
CACCAUGCAUUCAGCUAUUCUGGCCACCUUCUUCUUGUUGAGCUGGACUCACUGUUGGUCCCUGCCCCUUCCCUAUGGUGAUGAUGAUGAUGAUGACUUGUCUGAGGAAGAUCUUGAGUUUGCAGAGCACUACUUGAAAUCAUACUACCAUCCUGUGACUCUUGCGGGAAUCCUGAAGAAGUCUACAGUGACCUCUACAGUUGAUAGACUCCGAGAAAUGCAGUCUUUCUUUGGCUUAGAUGUGACUGGCAAACUUGAUGAUCCUACCUUAGACAUCAUGAGGAAACCAAGAUGUGGAGUGCCUGAUGUGGGUGAAUACAAUGUUUUCCCUCGAACACUCAAAUGGUCCCAAACAAACUUAACUUACAGAAUUGUGAACUACACCCCUGAUAUGUCCCAUUCUGAAGUGGAGAAGGCCUUCAGAAAAGCCUUCAAGGUCUGGUCUGAUGUGACACCUCUGAAUUUUACCAGGAUCCAUGAUGGCACUGCUGAUAUCAUGAUAUCUUUUGGAACUAAAGAACAUGGUGACUUCUACCCAUUUGAUGGGCCUUCUGGUCUUCUGGCACAUGCUUUUCCUCCUGGACCAAACCUUGGCGGGGACGCCCAUUUUGAUGAUGAUGAAACCUGGACAAGCAGCUCCAAAGGCUACAACUUAUUUAUUGUUGCUGCCCAUGAACUUGGCCACUCCCUAGGUCUGGACCACUCCAAGGACCCUGGAGCCCUGAUGUUUCCCAUCUAUACCUACACUGGCAAAAGCCAUUUCAUGCUGCCAGAUGAUGAUGUUCAAGGAAUCCAGUCUCUCUAUGGUCCAGGAGAUGAAGACCCCAACCCUAAGCACCCCAAAACACCAGAGAAGUGUGACCCAGCCCUAUCCCUUGAUGCCAUUACUAGUCUCCGAGGAGAAACCAUGAUCUUUAAAGACAGAUUCUUCUGGCGUCUGCACCCUCAGCAGGUUGAGCCGGAACUGUUUUUGACCAAGUCCUUUUGGCCAGAACUUCCCAACCAUGUGGAUGCUGCAUACGAGCAUCCAUCCCGUGACCUCAUGUUCAUCUUCAGAGGGAGAAAAUUCUGGGCCCUGAAUGGCUAUGACAUUAUGGAGGGUUAUCCCAGAAAAAUAUCUGACCUGGGAUUUCCAAAAGAGGUGAAAAGGCUCAGUGCUGCGGUUCACUUUGAGGACACGGGGAAGACCCUCUUCUUCUCAGGGAACCACGUGUGGAGUUAUGAUGAUGCUAACCAGACUAUGGACAAAGACUAUCCCCGCCUCAUAGAGGAAGAAUUCCCUGGAAUUGGCGACAAAGUAGAUGCUGUCUAUGAGAAAAAUGGCUAUAUCUACUUUUUCAAUGGGCCCAUACAGUUUGAAUACAGUAUCUGGAGUAAUCGCAUUGUGAGAGUCAUGCCAACGAAUUCCUUAUUGUGGUGUUAAACAUCGUUCAAAAUUGUUAUUUAUCUCCCAGAGAGUAUUUGGGUUACUCUUAGGUGUAUGCGGUGCGGAGUGGAGAUAUCAGGGGAGAGCUUAGUUCUGUGAACAAGCUUCAGUAAGUUAUCUUUGAGCAUGCAGUAUCUACAUGACUAUGCGUGGCUGGAACCACAUUGAAGAAUUGUAAAGUACUGAAAUUGAGAGCCCCAAGGAUCACCUGAUUCUUGGGUGCUACGGAGAAACAAAAUUGAUAAUAACCCACAGCAAACAUGGGGUUUAUCUGCUGAAGAGUGAUCAUAACUAUUAAUAUAUUUAUUAAAAAACCUAACAGGCAUAAAAUAAAUUAUAUUUAUAUAACUGAAUUGUCUUUACAAAAAAGCAUAAACUUACAAGCACGAAAAUUGUGGGGAGUUCAUCUAUGGAGAACCACAAAUGAACACAGAUAAAGGGAAAUUCCUGUAAAACACACAUUAACAGAGACCUUUCCAAGGCAAGAUUUCAGCUUUUCACUGUGAAUAUUCAGAUUUAAACCUAUUUUCUCACAAACACUAAGAAGAUGUCAGGCACUAAAAGAAGGGGAUAACCACUGUUCUGAGGACAGUGUGGCUGGCUUUACAUUUGGCUUAAUUUUUAUGUUGGGUCAUUACUCGAGACUGUGCACACUGAUAGAGGACACAGAGAUGGAGAAAUUCUCUUUUUAUUAAAUAUUUUAGGUGUUUAAAAGCCACAAUGUGGAAAAUCAAAAUUGUUAUAAGAUACCUAAGCAAUAGCAUAGUUUUUCAUAAAUUAUUUGACUAUUUGCAAAUAAAACAAGUGUUUCAACCCUGUUUACCUACCCACUUAUUUUAAUGACCCAUAGAUUCUUUUCUAGUGGCUUGUGUGACAGGAGCUAAGGCAGACAUAGUAUGUAGAUCUGUUAAGACACAGACAGCAAGAAUAAAGACUGUGCCAACUGGACAGUCACCCUUUUGAGACCACCCUUUCAUGCUCCUCCAUGUUCAUUAGCCCCUUCCCUGCUUUCCUUAGUGACUGACACUUGGCGCUUACUGAUGUGUGAACAACUAUUUUGUCAAGAGAUGGUGUUUAUUAAACUGGGACAAGGAAAAAGAAGUGUGUUUUUUAAUAAUGUGUUACACUGUACUUAUGUUGUUUCUAAUAAAAACAAGUGUUUUCAGCAGA